This is a messenger RNA of Polypterus senegalus (gray bichir), 858 nucleotides long. RefSeq names its product DNA-binding protein inhibitor ID-2-like. Gene Ontology annotation, molecular function: transcription regulator activity; protein dimerization activity. Bases 117 to 524 code for a protein of 135 amino acids. NCBI's taxonomy places the organism in Eukaryota, Metazoa, Chordata, Cladistia, Polypteriformes, Polypteridae. Gene Ontology annotation, biological process: cell differentiation; negative regulation of transcription by RNA polymerase II; circadian regulation of gene expression. Gene Ontology annotation, cellular component: cytoplasm; nucleus. The transcript is spliced from 3 exons. The record is from RefSeq and is a predicted model, not a curated record.
GCGAGCUUCAGUCUUUGCCCACACCAAGCAAACCUGGAAACUAGUAGAUAAGACGCUGCGAGCAAUUUACGCGCUUCUUGACACGCCGAGCAGCACUUUGUUUUUUCGGUCCAGCUAUGAAAGCGAUAAGCCCAGUGAGAUCUUUCCGAAAAGGCAACGGCAGCUUGUCAGAACACAGUCUUGGAAUCUCCCGGAGUAAAACGCCAGUGGAUGAUCCUCUAAGCCUGCUUUACAACAUGAACGAUUGCUACUCCAAGUUGAAGGAGCUGGUGCCCAGCAUCCCUCCGAACAAGAAGGUGAGCAAGAUGGAAAUCUUGCAGCACGUUAUCGAUUACAUCCUGGACUUGCAGAUCGCCCUGGAUUCUCAUUCAGCGAUUGCCAGCCUCCAUCAUCCACGGUCAGGGCAGAGCUCCUCGAGGACUCCACUGACAACCCUCAACACAGACAUCAGCAUCUUGUCCUUACAGGCGGCUGAGUUUCCCACAGAGCUAAUGACAGAUGACACCAAGACGUUGUUACGCUGAAACAAACGCAAGGUGUUUGGUUCAUGUAUAAAACACACGCAGGAGCUGGGAGUCGAGUUAUUUUUGUCCUUUUUUCCCAUCCUGGAGCUGAUCACUCUUUUUGUUUUUCAUUUUUUUUAAUCAUAAGUGACUUGACUGAGCGCUGAGAACCAGCACACCAACUCGGACUCGACAGUUAUUUAUCUAGAGACAUUUUAUAUCCUUUCUCCAAAAGGAAGGCUUGUUAUAAUAUUCCCAAGCCCGGGAGCUGAAGAAGGAAAAAUAAAUAAUAAGUAAAUAAAAUGAGAGAAAAAGGAGGAAAAAAAAAACUGAGACGCACACAAGAGGAAUCGCC